This is a messenger RNA of Suillus subalutaceus, 1124 nucleotides long. Its product is annotated as WD40-repeat-containing domain protein. The transcript has 3 exons. The coding region runs from base 88 to 1095 and encodes 335 amino acids. NCBI's taxonomy places the organism in Eukaryota, Fungi, Basidiomycota, Agaricomycetes, Boletales, Suillaceae. The record is from RefSeq and is a predicted model, not a curated record. Gene Ontology annotation, molecular function: protein binding.
AACAACUGUUCAUUGCAUUAUUUAGAACAGCCGCACAUUGAGAUCUCGUACUCGAUGGCCUCCAUCUCCUUCCGGUAGUAAUACAUCAUGGCCGCAGCAACCUCUCACGGCGACCCCUCUUCCAAUUCAUCUGGAAAAGAACAAAUCCAUAGAAAUACUCUUGGCAGCCAUGAGCGACGGGCAUGGUGUGUUGCCCCCUUUCCCGAUAACGAACGGGUAGUGAGUGCCUCCGAUGACAACACUGUCGUUGUUUGGAAUUUCAGAACAAAGGAAAAAGAAUACCGCUGGUCUCACAAGGGCGCUACUGCUGUCUCAGUCUCUCAUAAUGGCAAAAAAGUUGUCAGCGGGGGUCGUGACUGCGCUCUCCAGCUUUGGAAUGCAGAGUCCGGCGAGCAUCUCGCUGGACCCUGGAAGCUGCAUAAACAGAGAGUCUGGUCUGUGUCAUGGUCUCCAGAUGGAAACCAUAUUGCGUCCUGUUCAGCAGACAGCACUCUCAUAAUCUGCAGCGCUGAUUCAGGGGAGCCUAUUUUCGAACCUCUUCCAACCGAACAGGAGGCUGUUCACGCCGUUGCUUACUCCCCGAAUGGGGAGAGUGUCGCUACUGGGGGGCAAGACUCUACGAUCAAAAUUUGGGAUGCCCGCAAAGGGCAUAUACAAGCAACACUGCGCGGCCAUACAUUGUCCGUCUCUUCAGUUGUUUGGACCAAGGAUGGAAGUCAAAUCAUAUCUGGAUCUGUCGAUCAUACUGUUCGAAUAUGGGGUGUUUCCGAGCAGAAAGAAGUAUGCCCUGCGAUACAUGCACAUUUGCAUACGAUCAACUACAUUGCAGUAUCAGCACACGUGUUUGCAACUGCAUCUAUCGACCACGCAUACCUUUGGAAUCUCAAGACUCGCCAGCGCCUUGCUGGCCCAUUCGAGCUCUCUAAAUUCGACGAGGCGAAUGGUGUUGCACUUUUUGACGAUGAAAACACUCUCGCUGCCUGUACUGAAAGGGGUAAAUUGUACACCUGGAACAUCGGAAAAAUCACCUCGAAGAUUCACAGGGGGUAUGCGGAGGAUAGCGGGUUCAACGACAUUGUCAAUGUUAGGAUUUAACCUACGAGACUGCGCAGAAUUGACAAUUG